AUGAUUCAAUCGAGAUUCAGAUCGCACGAUUGGUGCAACUCGAAUCUAUCAAAACAUGUGGUGAGGCUAUACUUCAAUAACGCUGAUGUGGAGCAAUACAAUACGAACGCCAUCCCGGACGGUGGGUCGACCGAUAACGUGACCUCGCUUGACUCUUACACGGGUUACAGCACGGAAACAGAGAGAUGGGAGGCUGUCAGUAAAGUACAUCGCAUGAAAGCAAGAGAUACAGGCAAUUUGCUUUACCUUAUCAGAUUUCGCGAAGGGUAUCCCUACAUGUUGACCACAAACGUCGAUGUAGAGGAUGGUCUUGUCAACGGAGCCAUAGGCACUCUGCGUUACAUCGAAAACUACGAGUCUUCACGUCGUAAGAUGAAGAUCAAAUAUAGAGCACACGUCCAUUGUAAGCACGGAAUCCUUGAUGAAAGAUGGGUCCCGAUCGAGCUGCCUUCGGCCAACGUGAAUAUUACGAAGAGCAUAAAGUGUCGACGCCUACAAUUUCCGUUGUCUCCCGCGUAUGCAUUGACAAUACACAAAUCGCAAGGCGGAACUUCCGCCCAAAUCGUGUACGACUACCACAAAAAUCAUAAACAGCAACUGGUUUACGUGGCUCUGAGCAGAGUGACAAGUCUGGACGGGCUCUUCCUGACUAACACCGAUGACGACUUCACGUUCUACCAUGCGCGGACUCAAACCACCUGUAGUGUCGCUAACUAG
Galendromus occidentalis (western predatory mite) is the source of this 717-nucleotide messenger RNA. Its product is annotated as ATP-dependent DNA helicase PIF1-like. The coding region runs from base 1 to 717 and encodes 238 amino acids. The record is from RefSeq and is a predicted model, not a curated record. Lineage: Eukaryota; Metazoa; Arthropoda; Arachnida; Mesostigmata; Phytoseiidae. The transcript is spliced from 2 exons.